Molecule: messenger RNA, 16002 nt
Organism: Symbiodinium natans
Lineage: Eukaryota; Dinophyceae; Suessiales; Symbiodiniaceae
Source: the annotation of a GenBank genome assembly
AUGAAUUCUGCCAUUGACAGCGAGGCGACCUUCACGGCCCGGGCCCUCGAGCUUGGCAUGGAGAAGGGCUUCUUAGACUUGUUGAUCAAGGCCAAUGUGAAGUCCCUGGGUGCGCUGGCUUUCGUCAGCCCGUACCAGAUCGGCCAAGCUGAUGAGAAGCCCCUGAUUGAUGCUGUCCGGGAUCUCAUCCGGCGGGAUGUCACUACGCGGGAGCUCAUCCCGCUUCGACGCUUGUGGUUCGAGGCUAGCACAACCGUCAUGGGUGAGCUCAAGCAAAAGGUUGAGCGUCAGGACUCGGCUGAACCUAUUCGCCUGACCAUAGCCGAGAGGACCACGAGGCUGGAGGAGCAGAAGAAGCGUCUCGUGGGGGUUUGCAUCACGAGUGAGUCCGAACCGUCUCAUCGCCUCGUGGACCUUGUUUUCCAGCAGGGUGCUGAUCAGCAACUUUCUUGGAUCCCCUGGGAGCGUCUGACUAGCAGGGCUCAUGAGGUUACCCACUCUCGCAGUGACCUCGGGCUUCAAUUCGAUGCUGCUGGAAAUCUCCGCCUCACCAAGAAGAUGCAGGAGAGCUCCUGCACGCUUAGCGGGGAACUACAAAUCCGCCAGGCCCUUCAGAGGCGCGCUCUGGCGUACGACCUCGCUCGUUUGUGUGAUUUCUCGGCCAUGGAGUUGUACCACGAGGAGCUCUUCUUCUUGCUGACUCGAAGCCCCCCGCAGGGCUGUCUCUACGUCACCAUGGCCCAGGUCCGCGAGUCCGACAAACAGCUUUUCGUCCGGCUAGCUGAGAAGACUCGUGGUGCUUUGACUGCUCGCCCAGAUGGCUCUAAGCCUUUGCAGGUGCAGCUCGAGGCCCUAAAGAGCCACCCCCAGGUCCAGUUCUGCCUCAUCCCGGCUCCGAAAUCGGCCCGCUUCCAGCCCUACGAGCCGCCUGAGGGUCGCUCCGACCGUGCCGCUGGUGGCAAGAAGGGGCAGCCUCCCAAGGGCAAGGGGGCCCAGACCUCGGGUGGGGGUGGCAAAGGCACUUCGCUGACUUUGGCCCACCUUCUCCAGGUCUUCCACUCUUUGCCGGGUGAGGAGGCCCCUCGCAGCGGCUCCACCGAUCAGAGCCGUGUUUUCCAGGCGGGGGCGUAUGUGCAUGGUGCGUUAACUGGUCUGCGUCGCUCGUGCUCCUUGUAUCCAGAGGCAAUUAGAACAUUUUGCUCUUUUAUUUGUGAAAAGACUCCUCCGGAGUUCGUGUUUAGCAACAUUGCAAUUUUCCAGAACCUGCGUACUGAGCUGCAUCGGGAUAAGAAUAAUUUAAGGGCUACUUUGAACUUCGCGGUGGCCAUUUCGGCCUUCGAAGGGGGCCAAGUUUGGAUUCAGGCUGAUCCCGCAUCCUCGAAGUCGGGCAUUUUGCUCGAUGUGACGGCCCAGGGCGUCUACUUCAACGCCCGUGAGCGCCUUCAUUGCACAUGUCCAUGGACCGGCUCACGCGUGGUCGUCGUUGCCUUCAGCCUGCGUGGCUCCGAUUGCCUGCCCAAAGCAGAAGCCUUGACCCUUAGUUCUUUGGGGUUUAGGGUCCCUUCCCCUGGCGUUGACAACAGUCACUUGGAGUCCUCUGGCCGCCCCUGCUCCGAGCCGCCAACUGAGGUGCCGCCUCCCUUUCGGUUUAGGCCCCCUCCCCCGGGUAUAGUCCCCAUGUGCACCCCCGCUGAGACCUCUUGGUCCGCGGGCUCCUCAGCAGCCACACCCGCGCCCUCGAGCUCCUCCCCUCCGUGCACCCCCGCUGCGGCCUGCUUGCCCGCGGGCCCCGACCCACGCGGCGUUGCCGCCUUCCCUCCGGAGCCGCCUGGGGGCAACUUGGCAGCUCCGACGUUUGUUGAGCUGUUUGCUGGUUGCGCUCGUCUCAGCUCUACUUUCGCAGCCGCUGGUGUGCCCGCGUUGGCGGUGGACGGCCCCCGAAAUCAGCACAGGCCUUUGCAUCCUGUCUGGACGCUCGACCUCACCGUGCCCCUUUGUCAGCGCCUUUUGCGUGAGCGCCUUCUCUCUGGGCGCCUUUUGGGCAUUCACCUUGGCCUCCCGUGCGGAACUGGCAGCCGCGCUCGAGAGAUCAAGCUCCCAGCUCAUCUUUUGCGAUCCGGCGCACCGCAGCCUCGCCCCUUGCGCGAUGCUACAUACUUGCUGGGCCUUCCCGGCCUUUCCUCUGCCGAGCAAGCCAAAGUUGACGCGGCAAAUGAACUCUGCCGCUUCGUUGUUUCCCUGCUGCUGGACGCAUAUGCCAAAGGCUGGACCGUGACCAUAGAGAAUCCGGUGAACUCCUGGAUGUGGAGUGUUCUCGCCUUGUUUGUUCGGCGCACCGGGAAGCGUGCUUUUCAGAGCUGGUAUGCCAGCUUGUUCCAUGUUGACUUUGACCAGUGUAUGUGGGGUGGCCAUCGAAAAAAGGCUUCUCGCUUUCUCACCUCCGCAUCUGAACUGAGAGGGCUCGUGGCUCCCUGUGACGGUCGGCACACACAUGCACCCUUUCAGAUCUACCGCAAGGCGGGGGGCUGGCAGUUUGAGACCGCUCUGGAGGCCGAGUAUCCCGCUGAGUUGUGCUUGCAGUAUGUCUCUCUUCUUGGGGCCCGCCUGAGCCUGCCUGCGCCAGCCCCCAGGCGGCCUCUACUCCGCCAGCCCCGCCGCCGUCCUCCGCUGGUGCCCGAGUACAAGUUUUUCACUCAUGUUCGCCCCCUUGAGGGUGAGUUUCGCGAGCUCUCUUCUGAGGGGGGAGGAGACGGGAGCCGCUCAACUUUUGCAGUCCUGCAUACCAAGCAGGAGUUUGUGGCCAAGGCCUGUCAGGUACCGCACCCCUUUGAUGCAUCUGACUCCAUAGACGACCAGGUCAAGAGGAACAUUUUUGAACUGUUCACUGGUGGCUUCAUGCCUUCGGCCAGGAAGAGGCUGUCUAUGCAGAAACGUCUGGCCGCCAUGAAAAAGGAGCUGGCGGUGGAGGAGCGGCGCUACCAGGCUUCACUUCCUCCACACGCCCAGGCGGUCCUAAAGGGCAAGAACAUCCUUCUUUGGCGCAAGCUGCUCGUGGAGACAGGCUUCCCCGACCUGGACGCCCAGGAGCUCAUGGAGGGGGUCCCCUUGAUAGGAAGGCCAACGAAGUCGCCGCUCUACGACUGGAAAGAGAUCCCCGCAACUUGCACUAGGGAGGACCUCCUCGCUUCCUCAGUUUGGCGGAACAAGAUGCUUUCGGGGAAAGGGGCUGUGGGAGAUGAUGCUGAUCUCCUGCACAAGGUCUGGCUGGCCACUGAGAAGGAGGUGGAGAAAGGCUACCUCAUUGGACCCUACGAGUCCCUCGAAGACGUCAAGGCAACCCUGGGCGCAGAAGAGGUUUGCUGCAGCAGGCGUUUUGGUGUUCGCCAGGGCUCCGGGGAUUCUGAGAAAUGCAGGCCCAUAGAUGACUACAAAGAGAGCGGGGUUAACACGGCCUACCAUGCCGUGGACCUACUUCAGUUGCAUGACGUCGACUACCUAGUCAACCUCUGCUGUUUCGUGGCGAACGCUGCUCACGACGACGGCUUCACCAGGGUAGGGCUGUCGGAUGGCUCGACGCUCGUGGGGCGUACACAUGGUGAUCUUCUGGGGGGGGUCAAGUGGCUGGGGCGUUGCUUGGACCUGGAAAAGGCCUAUAAGCAGAUCCCGGUUAUGGCCAAAGACCUCGUCUUCGCAGUCUUGAUGGUUUGGGAACCUGGGUCGGGCUCGUGGAAAUACUUCAUCUCCAGGAGCCUCCCCUUCGGAUGCUGCGCGGCGGUUUACGGUUUCAAUAGGGUUUCUAGGUCGUUGCUGCACCUGGCCCUGCAUCUCGCCGGCAUGAUCGGCGGGGUCUAUUUUGACGACUUCCCUUUGCUUGAGCCGGCCCCCACUGCAAGGAUGGGCUCCCUCGCCAUCGAGUGCCUUCUGGACGCCCUGGGUUGGUCGUACGCAGUGGGUGAUGACAAGGGCCGCCCCUUUGAAGAGACCUUUGACCUGCUUGGCAAGCGACUCAGUGUUGGGGAGCUUCUCGCUGGUCAGGUGGCCUUGGCAAACAAGCCUAGCCGCGUUGAGAAGAUCCGAGCCCAGGCUUCAAGGAUGGCAUCCUCAGGCUGCGUCACUCGCAGGGAAGCAGCCUCCCUGCACGGCCAACUGAACUUCAUGGUGGGCUUCGCGGCUGGACGAGCCAUGAAGAUAGCCUGCAGGGCCCUGGCCAACAUCUGCUACAUGAACCGCUCUCCCUCCGUGGAAGAGGUGAAAUCGCUGGGGCGCUUCAUCCUGAAGACACUCUCUGAUGCACGUCCGAGGACCUUCUCACUCCGGGCGCAGGGGAGCCCGGUCUCCAUCUUCACUGACGCGUCCUACGAGAAAGGCGUCGCCCGCUGGGGGAUAGUUCUGCUGGACCAGAGCUCCAAUAGAAGAUGGGUGGCAGCGGGCGAGAUCCCGCCCAAGCUUGUGGACUUCUGGCUGGCAGAGGGCAUCGAGCAGGUCAUCUCUCAGGCGGAGGCCUACGCGCUGGUUCUCUCGAGGCGGACCUGCGCCUCGGAACUGGCCGGGAAGAGGUGCAUCUUUUACGUGGACAAUGACGCCGCCAGGUACACUUGCAUUAAGGCCAGCAGCCCCUCUCGUUCUCUACUGAACUUGGCAUGCCUCUUCUACGCCAGCGAGUCGGCUGACGGCAUCGUGUCUUGGAUUGAGCGCGUUCCUUCUGCAAGCAACGUGGCCGACCUCCCUAGCAGGGGGGAAGCUGCGUUGGCAGCGCAGAUGAUUGGAGGUCAGGUCGUCGACUUCUCUCAGGCUGCGCAGCUUCUAGCAGAUGAGUGCAUGGACCUGAGCGACCUUCCCUGGGACCUCCUCUCGUCCUCGAGCGGAAACCUUUGGCCGUUCUUUAGCGAACUCUUGAGCACAUUUGUCAAUUUUUUCCCACCCACCCACCCGGGGGGAGAUGACGGGUCCGUUGAGGGCAGUGAGUACAAUCUCCGUAUGGUGUUUCAGCCCACCCUGGACACCUCGCUUUACUGCCAUGUGGGCCGCGCGUGGCGUGCCUGGCUCCUUGACCUAUCAGCGAUGGCCUUUCGCUGUCUCCGGGCCAUCGGAGGCAGCUGGACGGAGCGCCUGCACUCCCAGCCUGAAUCUGCUGCAACAGCUGCUGCCUGGGUGGAGCAGCAGCCACACCCUGCAUCUGUCCGCCUAUGCCCCCUGUGCCGGGAUGGUCCGGGCACAUGUGCAGCCAUGGCUCCUUUGGUGGACCUCCUUCGUGACGCGCUUGAGGCCGAUCUGUUCCAGCAAGCCGCCACGGAAGCGCUCUUACAGGCUGCCGCUGACUGGCAAGGGACUUUGCCACGUGACCGCGUGCAAAGUCCCCCCCCUCUAUCCUCUCAGAAUCUUGGCCGCUGCUCUCUGCCUGGCGCUGGCUGGUUCCCAUUCCCGACCGGGAAUGCUUGUGUAUUGUAUCUGGUCAUUCCAGGCUCAUUGUCUCCUGCUGGGCGUGCGGCGGCCCGGACUUCCCCCACCAUUCUGGUGCGAUGCAGCCUUGCCCCUGGUGCAAGUCCCUGGUUGGAGACCCUUGCGCCUCCUGCCACACAGUCCUCCAUUGUCGCGGACGCUGCCGCUGAAACUCUGGCGCAUGCUGCUUAUGUCUCUCAGGCUCCAGGUGUCCCCACGCUGUGCCCCGACUGCUGGUGGGAAUGGGUUAAGCAGCUGGCCUCCAACCCGCGCUGGCGCAGGCGCCCUAUCCCUCUCUCCGAGCCUCUCCACGCGCACCUCCGCACGGCGGCGUCACAGUGCUGCCCAGGUGCCGGCUCUCAGCAGGGUCCCUUGCCCCUGCCCGGACUCCGCCGAGUCCGCCGGUGGCUCCUCAGCAACAUCCGCCACUCCGGUGGCUCCGACAUGGCGCAGUUGAAGAGCCACGCGGGCCAUGCAAGCUCAGAGCUGGUGCAGAUUUUAUGCAAUUUUGCGCUGAUGCUGGAAAGGAGUUUGGGCAUGACAGUUGCAGGCCUCAGAUUCCGAAACAAAGCGUAUUCUUCAACGCCCAGUGUCACAAAGAAUGGAGUGUUCAUUUUCGACGGAAACCCUGCUGACUACCAUGAAUGGGAGUUCAGAACCGAGCUACGCAUUGCGGCGCAUGAGCAGCAGGAGAAGCGCCGAAAGAAGAAGGAGAAGAGAGAGAAGAAAGACACUUCGUUUUCGUCAGGCGGUCCUGAGCAAGGAAGAGAGGAGAGAACACCUCAGGCGGAAGCGAGUGCUCCAGCCGAAGGUGGUGUAGCCGGGAGACCGGCAGCUGCGUCAGGGAGACCCACCAUUCCUGUCCCUGACUCGCCAGCGGCCAGUGUGGUUGCGCACGAGAGCAGCUCAGACGGGGAUGAUGGGGCUGUGGACACUGUCCUUCGCGUCAUGGAGGGUCUCAGAGGAGACGCCUUCCAAAAGGCUAAGGACAUUGGAAUCGCGACCCUGUCAGGACCCGGUGGGCUAAGGACCCUGAUCUCCGAGAUCAAGGCAAUGGUCUUCCCGCUAGGAACUUUGGAGGCCCAGGCCUUGUUUCGCAGUGGGCAAGCCAUUCGAGGUCCUUUGAGUCGUCAGGACGGGGAAUCAGUUGUUUCCUAUAUAGGAAGGAGACGCAGAUGGUGGACCUUGAUGACGCAGCUCGAUCCGAGGAUAUCUCUGUCGGAUAGUUUGAGAGCAGAAUUGUUGCUCGAGUUGAGCGGGUUGUCACGUGAUCAGCAGUUGAUGGUGAAGGCUUGUUCAGGCGGUGCCCAUGAUUUUGAGACAUACGCAAAGAUCAUGACCGAGCAUCAUGGGUUGAUUCACUUGCGGGGGAACAAACUACUUGAUUCAACACCCCUUCGAAGCCCUGGUUUCGAUAGAGAUACCCGCAGAUGGCAGUCGAAGGGAUCAGGCAAGUUUGGGAGCCGUUCACCAGGGUCAGUGACAACCGCUUAUGUGAGUGAUGUCAUUGAUUCAGCCUAUGUAUCGCAAGAACAUAGGGCAGAUGAUCAUUAUGCUGAUGAGUGGUACCAAGAUGAGGUACAGGAAGAUGCCGAAGAUGUGGGGUGGAACGCUUGGACUGAUCAGCCAGGUGGUUCACCAGGAUAUGCUCCUUCCGAGGAGGACGUGAUCGUUUCCGACAGCGAGGUUGCCGUCGCCUUGAAUGCGAUGGAGGACUGCGACUACGAGAGCUUUCCCGAGGCCACGGGCGAAGCGAUUCAGUUGCAGUGUGCGGCUCAUGUUGCAUUGGGCAAGGCAGGUAAGGGUAAAGGAUCAUCCGGUGGCAAGGGAAAAGGAUUUCCGGUAGUGCGCAGUCGCUUGCAAUUGUCAGUUGAAGAGAGGAAAGAGAAGCUCAGGGAACUCAAGGCUAAGAGCCGUUGCCUGCGAUGUGGGCAAACAGGACAUUGGAGCGGGGAUCCUCAAUGCCCCAAAGGUCGAUCUUCACAGUCCGGUUCGGAUGGCAAGGGCAAGUCCAAGGGAGAUUCCAAGGGAUCGAAGUCGGGAACAAAGCAAGCUUUCAUGGCAGUUCCAGUGACUCGUGAGAGCGAGGAUGACAUGGAGUGUGUGUACAUUGACAGCGGCCCCUCAGAAGGUAGCCCUAAAGCGUACAUGGCCUAUCGCAGGGAAGGCGCUCGAGCUUCAAGGACAGCCAGGAAUGCCGCUCGAGACACGAUGCCUCCCGGUGGGGACCGUGUCUUCACUGUUGGCCAGCAUCGUGGGCUUAGUUUCGAGGAGGUUCUUCAUCGCUACACUGCAUAUGUCAUCUGGGGACGUUCCUUGAAAUCGGCGGGAUCUCGGGAUUUGGCGGCAUUUCUGAAUUGGGUUCAGAAUUACUACAUCGUGAAUGAGGAAAGCAUGGAGGUAAUGAGGCGAGACAUCCCUCUAGAUGAGGUGCCGCAAAUGCCUGGAGCGCAAGCCCAGCAGAGUGUUGCGGUGCCAGCAGCAUCCUCCCAUGUGACAGCCAAAAGCAAGCCCCCAAAUCCCCCUUUGCCUGUGAGUUGUCAGACAUGCACCAACUUUUCGUACGUGGGGACAAAUGCCUACGUGACAGUGAAGACCUGCAGGGUGUGUGGAAAGGUGUUUAAGGAGAAGAAGACCUUCGAGAAGAAGGACCCCACAUUGUGCAGGCAUGCAAACACCAGUAGACUGGGCUCGAACAAGGCCAUCAUGAAGACUUUCUGUAAGGAUUGUGGUCAUGUGAUAGAUGAAAUGCCCCAAGCAGAAGCCCGAAUCAGGCGUCAGGCUGCGCAGGAACUUGAGACUGCGACUUCGGCUUCGUUUGAUCUCAUCUCGAACAUCUCUAGGAAUGUGCUCGAUGAGGCAAGCCUGGAUGCAACGCAGACCAUGACAUUGUUGGAUGAGUUCAGGUCCCAAGUUGAAGAUUGUCUAGUGGCCCAGAAUGUCGAGGGUAUUGACGACCCAAGGAUUUCCCCGAAGGACUUACAUGAGAUCCUCAAUGAUAUCGUGGAAGCAGCAGUGGUAUCUCAGGAAUCUCCGUCAUCCGUCAGAGCGUCGCCUGGCGAGAUGUCGAGAGCUGCACCGCAACGGGCAGCUGGCUCCGGAUCGCAAGACCGGAGAAGGACAGAUGGGGAAAGCGCAGCGUACAUGUCCAUGAAGACCAACUCCCUAUCCUCGGUGGUUCCGUUGACCCUUGCGGAAGUGGAUAUUUACGAUCAUGAGGAUAUUUGGGGUGUCUUGGAUGAUGGUGCGAAUAGCUCAGUUUGCGGGGAGAGAUGGUGUGACAACGCCCAGAUGAAACUGGCCAAACUGGGUUUCGAAUUCCCCUGGUUGAGCCAAGAAGGCAUUCAGUUCAGAGGACUUGGUGGGAUGACUAAGACCUUGGGCGAUCGACGUCUGUGCUUCUGCAUUCAAUGCGAGUAUCAGGGUGAGAAGGAGGAUGGUAAGGACCCGCUAGUCCCCGGUAUCCUUGAUUGCCACGUGACCUCUGGGAGCGAAACGCCCCUACUUCUAUCCUUAUUCGCGCAGAGCACCCUGGGUUUGUUGAAGGACAUGAAGUCGUUCACCUGCUUGAUACAGAGGAACAAUGGAGAACUGUGGAGGUUGCCCCUGUUCAGGGUUAAAGGGAGCAAUUUGCUUGCAGUGAACCUCUCCUCCGGUAUCCGCCUUCUGGAUCGAAUACCUCGUCCGCUUCGACCUUACAGAGCGCCGUUGGAGAGGAAGAUUCGUAAGGGUGAAGGGCACGAAGGUUUGACAUCCAAGGACUUAGAUCCCCAGAAGCAGAACACAGAUUCCCAGAAGCAGGACACAGAUUCCCAGAAGCAGAACACAGAUUCCCAGAAGCAGGACACAGAUUCCCAGAAGCAGGACACAGAUCCCCAGAAGCAUCCCGAUGAGCGUAAGAAGCAUCCUCAAAGGAUUAAGGACAAAGGCGCACACACCUCAGUCACAGAUUCGGGUGGAAACCACCAGGGUAACAUUCAGGCCAACGUGGCAAGCAGUGAUCCUCGGUCUAGCAAGCAGAUGCCGAGUGUCCACAUUGUCUCUACGGGGACUCGAUGGCGCCGCGAGGCCUCAUCUUAUAUCUACAGCCCUGGGCAGGAGUCUGCGAAGGCAUUGGCCGAGGCCCUGCACGGGCCCUUGACUGGGAGCACUGCGAUCUUGAUCUGCAAUUGUCUGGAUUUUUCUAACCCCGAGAUUCAGUCGGGUUCGUUGUCCUGGCUGAAGGGGCAUAUUGGCUCGCACCCUGGAAACCUGACCAAUCAAUGGGAGAAUCCUGAGUUCAGAGACAUGAUCUUCUACGUGCACCAGGCUGUUCGCGAGGCACCCGCGUCUUUGGAGCAGAUUAUCUGCAUUUGCAUUUGCACCCAGGGCCGACACAGGUCUGUGGCGAGCAGCGUAACUUUGGCACAGGCGCUCUCUGGAAAGUUCCGCACAACGAUCAGCCACGACGGAAUGUGCAACGGCUCUUGGGACAGUAUGGCGGGCAGAUGCCGCGGAUCCUGCGGGACAUGCGACCACAGCGCGCACGAAGCUCAGCUGGCGGUAGUUGAGCACAUGGAGAGAGUAGAGGAGUACCUCUCCUGGAAGGGUCGCAUCGACGCUCCGUCUUGCAUCCGCCAUUUUGAGAUCGCCGCGCGACCGUCGCUUGGAGCCGGCCCGAAGAGCAAGCCGAUGCCUAGGCCAGGAGCGGGACGCCCUAGGCCAUCUGCGAGUUCUGCCGCUGGGACGGUCGAUUUGACCGAGGCCGAGGAGGAGCCCAGUUCCAGCCGCAGGCCAGCGCGCAGAUUUUCUUUGGAGACCCGUGAUGAGCGUGGCGUAUCUGUUUUGGAGGCCCAGAAUAAGGCGCUGAUGCAACGAGUCGAGUCCCUGGGUCGCGAGGUUGGCACUCUGAGGAACGAGCUGCGCCGUCGCUCGAGGUCGAGGAGGCGAUCGCGGAGCAGGAGACGCUCUAGGUCCAGAGGCCGGGACAGGCGGACCAGAUCGAGAUCCCCGAUUGCACGGGCAGAGGAGCGGGCGCCCUCUAGGCAUACUUUUGCGAUUAGGACGAUGCCAACGCGCGGCGCGUCGGGCAAUGCUGCGAUUGCUACAGGGGGCCGAGUUCUUGACACCGAUUCCUGGCACGAGAUCCCGUAUGAGGACCUUCUUUUGGAUAAGCGCCCCGAACCAGGCUGUGAUUGGCGCGCUAUUACGCCGUACGACUGUUGGCCUCCGGGCAUGUUGGAUCAGCUGCGUCGUUUGGCCACUGAGUAUAUGCAACCUUGCGGGGGCAGGCACUUGAAGAGAGCCAAAGCUGCAACCUGGAUAGGACCAGGAGUUGGCAACGACUUUAGGGAGAACGCUCGUGUCGGCUUUAAACUGAUUGCAUAUGACGAGGUGGGGCAGCGGCCAAGCAAGUCUGCGCUGGAUCCAAGGUUUCCCGCUGGAUGGUGGGAGGCCGGCUGGGCCUAUCUUCCUCGGACGGGAUGGCGAUGGAUCGGCUAUGCGCACGCUGGAUCUACUCGUUUGACAACUGGCAUUGCUGGAGAUGCAGAGUUUGUUCUCGUCGCACAGUUCCCAUAUGAGGCUGAAAAGAGAGCGUAUGUGACGACAAGGAUCAUGACAAGGGAGCAGAUGGGUGUGUUCAAUAGGGAGUUGAGGACAUUGGAAGAGAUGGAUACAUUCACUGCAAUGGUAGCUGGAGUGCAAACCCAGCGGGAAGACUCAACCUCGUUGAUCAAAGCCCCGAAGUGCACCUUCUUGAUCCAUGACAAUGCCCCAGUAGAUCUCCCCGGCAUAUCUGAACACUCAGCGAAGGACUUCAAGUGGAAUCGGUUCACCCACGAGGUGAACGAGUUCAGGCCGGGCCUGGUUUUGUACAAAUCAGGGGAUCCCAACUCGAAUCUGUGCAUCAACCUGUUUUGUGAAGCCGAUGCUUCCGAUAUCAAUGUAUGUGUGCUUGCACCGUUGGGCAAGCUGAGUGCAGAUGACAUUGGGGCUGAGGUGGUUGAAACGGCCGGUGAUGCAUGCAUUGCUUGUGUUGGACCGUUGGCCAGCCGCAUUGUUGAGAGCUUGAGCUCAUGGUGUGAAGGAACAGGAUACACCCCGAAGGCCUUCUGUGACAUGAAUGGAAGCAGCUUCUUCAACGCGAUAAUGUCCAUCGGUGAGGAGGCUUACCUUGAUGCGAUGAGCACAGCUUAUGUAGCAGGGGCAGGGGUAGAUACGGAUGCUGAGGGUUUGGGAGCUUCGGAUGAAGAGCUAGGAGGAGAUGGCGAUGUAGCGCCCCACGAUCCCGAACAGCAGCACCCAGAUCCUGAAAACCAGGAGCCAGAGCUAAGCCCUGCAGAUCGCGAACGAGUGUGGUUGGAAUCCUUGCCACUCCCAGGCACUCCGCAAACAGAGGCCAAGCGAAGGGAGGCCUGGAGGCGUUUGCCCCAGCGCGUUCGCGUGGCACUUCGUCGCUUGCAUAGGUCCUUCAACCACCCCACUCCUAGGACGUUGCAGGCCAUCCUGAGAGCAGGAGGAGCAGCCAAGGAGUUCAUCGAAGCGGCCAAGCUCAUCAAGUGCGAAAGCUGUGAGCGCACGAGCCCCAAGCCCAGGUCACACCCUGUGGGGGUUGGCCACGGGAACUACGUGUUCGGGGACACGGUAGGAGUGGAUGUCCUAGAGACGACAGACUCAAACCGUCGCCGAUAUCAGUGUUUCAACGUGGUAGACCUAGCAACGGGCUUCCAACAGAUCGAGUUGCUGAGGGAAGUCACCAAGGACAGUCAAGGACCUCCUCCGUCAGAGAUGUGUCUUGAAGCGUUCCAGAGGUGGAUUACUUGGGCGGGCCUCCCGCGGACCGUGAUGCUGGACAGAGGUACUCAUAACAGAGGAGCCUUUGUGAGCUAUCUCACGGAGAAGGGGGUGGACAUCAGGUUCGCCGCAACCGAGUCGCCCCACAUGCUCGGUAAAACCGAGAGGCACGGAGGGCUCGCGAAGGCGGUCAUCCGAAAGACCGUGGCAGGCGUGAGCACCGUUGGGCCUGAGGCGAUGAGGAGUGUGAUCCAGGAAGUCGUCGCCGUCAAGAACAUGUCCAUGAACGUGUCGGGUUUUUCGCCUAGUCAGUGGGUGUUAGGUCGCAACCCGAGGGAACCCGGCACGCUCACCGACGAGGACACCUGGAACGACAUCGGCGCCAUGGAGGGCAAGUUCAGCGGUGCCGAGGCCUUUGCUCUAAGACAGAAAAGCCGCAUCGAAGCAAAGAAAGCAAUGGUGAAACUGGACACCAGCCGUAGGAUCCAGAAAGCGCUAACAAAGAAUGCGGUACCGAUCAAGGAAGAGUACAACACCGGUGACUAUGUCGUGUAUCGGAGAGACGCCCAAGCGGGCGGCACGAAAUGGAGCACGACAUCCAGGGUAAUCGGUAGAGAAAGCGCAGAAGCGAUAUGGGUGGUGAACGGAGGGGUCCCAGUCCUUUGCUCGACUCACUCGCUGAGGCCGGCAUCUGAGGAGGAAGUGCUGGCGCAUUGCCUUCUUAACGGGAUACCUGUUCUACCUGAGACGCUUACAGAGGGUCCUAAGAAGAGAAAGAAGGGAUACGUAGAUGCGAGAGAAGAAGAAGAAAAGCCGGAAAGGAAAUCGAGCAAGCCGAGCGCAUCAGCUAGGAAGAGAAAGCAGGAAGAAAUCGAACCUCCUGAAGCCCCAAGCUCGAGCUCAAGUUCAAGCAGCUCAUCUGAUGAGGAGGACCAGCGCCCGAGCAGAGAUGUACAGGCCAGUCAGGAAAAUGAGGCGGACGUCGUACAAGGCACGAUGAACAUCAUCGACUCGGAGCAGGACGCCAUGGACGCAUUGGAGGCAGGUGAUUUUCGCCCAGCAACGUGUUUAAGGCUCCUAAAUGAGGCACCCUUAGUGAGAAAAGGAAAACGUGGAGCUGUGAGAGAUGGACGCGCCUACAGCUUCGGAGUGUAUGCACAUGGCGGGUUCACGGGGGUCACCGAGUCGACGAAACGACAUCCGAACUUGGUCAGUUACCUGAAUGGCUACAUGAAGGCGAAGGGUGCAUCAGGCAUGUGGUCAUCGCUCCAGAUUGGUAGGGACCUAAAGGCUUUGCCCCACAAGGACUCAAACAACCUGAAAGGCAGCGUGAACCAGAUCACGACAUUGGGAAAUCACGCAGGUGGCCAAUUGUGGCUGCAAAAUCAGGACGGAGACGUGAUGAUGAAUGGAGUUCCAGGCCGUGUCUUGGAGUGCCAUAACAGGAUAGCGUCUUUCGAUCCCAAUGAAGUCCACGCUACCUUGCCUUUCGAUGGAGAACGAUGGUCAAUCAGCGCAUUCACAAGUAGGGGAAUCAUGAAUCUUGGGGAUCGGGAGCGGGACAUGCUGAGAGAGUUGGGUUUCGGCAUCGAAAAUGACUGCGUUCCCGUGUCGUGUCUAGGAAGUGUUGAGGAACCACCCAAUGACGUGAAAAAGGAAGAGACCUCGAGAGAAUCGCCUGAACGUAUGGCAGAUCUGAUGGGUGUAUGCGGAGACGAGGACCACUGGAAGGUUGGUCGGAAUGUGUGCUUCAGAGUACAUGUGAAGCCCCGCCGCUUGAUGUUUGACCCCAAGGAAAAUGAUUUCCCAGGUGACCUCGGCAAGAUUGGCUACUCUAGGGAAACCCAUAGGUACUUCGAGGACGGCACGAACGAUGUCGUGCAUGACGAGUGGGGAAUGAUCCAAGAAGCAAAUGGAGCAACGAACUUGGCGUGGACCGGUUUCAGCUUGUUUCGUGUCCGGAGCGAAAGCCCGGUUGAUCUAUCGAGUUUGCCCGAGGUGAAGAUGGAUGAUCCGGAGUUCCGAGCCUUCAUGGCGGAAAGGUUUGGUAUGGAGGUGGAAGCUCAAGCGGGCAAGAAACCCCGGAAGAUAAACGUGUUCAAGUGUGAAGACCACGUUAAGGAGGGGAUCAAAGGUUCGCGCCGAGAUGAGUGGAACAAAUAUCAAAAGUAUAACGCCGCGAUACCCAUCCGAGGAGAGAUGUUGCGACAACUCCUCGAUGAGGGUCACAAACCCAUACCGUCACAAUGGAUUGAUGUUGACAAACACGAACAUCAAAAGGGGAGUGCAGAUUAUUCCCCGAAAUAUCGCAGUCGCCUAGUGGCAUGCGGUCAUCUUGAGGCAGUAGGAAGGGACGAGCUGCGGUGCGACAGCCCGACAGCAGAUUCCGAAGUGCACUGUCUCAUCGCGAGCUAUGCAGCAUCGCGGUGCCUCAAGUUGUAUUGUGGCGACAUUUCGAGUGCAUACUUUCAAUCCUCGCCUUUGGAGCGCGUGCUGUUGAUGAGGCAGCCAACAGGUGGACUACCCGAUGUGCCCGAGGAUGCCAUGCUUCUAUGCAGGCUCCCGAUCUACGGGACCAUUGACGCGGGGCGCGGGUUCUACAACAGAUUGAGCUCGGAAGCGAAGACGGAAGGAUUGACAGUGAGCAAGAUCGCUCCGGGUCUCUACUACCUGUUGGGCACUGAUAACUUGCCGGCCAUCAUCCUCGCAACGCACGUGGACGAUCUACUAUGGUGCGCAACGCCCGAAGGAAGCGACACCAUGGAACGAAUCCUGGCGAAGUUUGACGUAGGAAAGAUAGAGCACUCAGAUUUCAGGUUUUGCGGUCGAAGAUUCCGGCAAGGUGAAGACUACAGUGUGCGUAUAGAUGCAGAGGACAACACGAGACAGAUCAGGAAGAUUGUGAUCCCGGCAGGGCGCAAGGCAAGUGAUCACGCGACCGAGGCAGAAGUGACAAGCCUCAGGAGCGUGGUAGGAUCCUUAGCUUGGGUAGCGCGUUUUGCCAGACCAGACCUUUGCUACAAGGUGAACUGUUUGCAACGGGCCUGCUCAACCGCGACAGUGGCUGAUCUCAAAGAGGCCAACCGCGUUGUGGAAUUGGCGCAAGCAGAUCAAGGAAGAUCGUUGUACUACCCAGCCGGAGCGUUGAAUUGGAGUGAUCUCUGCAUUGUAACGUUCUCAGACGCUUCAUUCGCACAGGAACCAGGUUUCCGAAGUCAACAGGGCAGGCUGCACUACUUGACGGCAGAGAGUGCGUCCGACGGCAAUGACCACGUCGCUCAUGUCUUGAGUUUCGGAUCGACAACGAUCAAGCGGGUGUGUCGCAGUACUUUGGCAUCGGAGACUUUUGCCAUGCAGACGGCAGUGGAGAACGGUGACCGUUUGAGAGCAAUCAUCUGUGAGUUACGCGGACAGUUGCCAAGCCUGAAGGGAUGGCUAGAAGAGACUCAGAGGCAGAUGAAGCACUUAUGGGUCACGGAUUGUCGAAGUUUGAGCGACCACCUCAACAGCCAGCAAGUGAACAAGGUGUCGGACAAGCGACUCAUGAUCGAACUUACUGCAAUGAGGCAACAACUUUGGGAUGGUGAGACAGCGACAUGGCAGUUGUACAGUCCACAUGGAGACAGGCUUCGCUGGACGGAUACUGCAACCCAGAUCGCCGAUGCCCUCACCAAGUCGAUGAAACCGCAUCAGCUAUUUCGCUUGAUGGAAGAAGCGAGUGUGCAGCUAUCAGAUCCCGAUCGCAAGCUCACCAAGAGUGAAAUCCAGAAGAUGACUACAAAUGAGUGA